UCGGCGUUGUGUUGUCAGGGAUACAUUUUCACAUUCUUUUCCAAAAUGCCUGUUACUUUAAGAGCAAAAUGUCUCAUAGUCGGGGAUUCGGCUGUCGGUAAGAGUGCGUUGACCCAGGUCUUUCACAGCGAUGGUGCACAUUUUCCAAAGGGUUAUUCAAUGACGGUUGGAGUAGAACUGUGUGUCAAGAACAUCAGUAUUCCAGACACAAAUGACACAGUGGAGCUGUAUAUCUACGAUACGGCAGGCAAAGAGACGUACUCUGAUUACGCACAGCAAGCAUGGGAACACCCCUCUGUCAUGAUGGUGGUGAUGGAUGUGACGAAUGAGAACAGUUUCAUGGCUUGCAAUCGCUGGGUGGAACGAGUCAAGGCCAAAGCCGGACAACACAUUCCAGGUGUAUUUGUAGCCAACAAGACGGACCUUGAAGGACGCAGGGUCGUGGAGAGGAACAAGGCUGAAGAGUUUGCCAAGGGCAAAGGACUGGAGUACUUUGAGUGUUCUGCUAAGGAGCAAAACAACACCGAUGCACCAUUCUACUACCUGGCUAAUGCGUACUACAAGCUGUACCAAGAGAGAGUGGAAGUGAUGAAGACGAUAGCAUCGUGAUAGAGCUGCCUUUUCAUCCUAAAAUUACUAUCAAGUCUUGUAGAUAUAUAUUAUUUGUAAAUAUUGUGACUGAUUCAUGUGUAGUGACAGCAUAUUUCUUCUUCAUAGUAGUGUAACUCAGAUUAUUUGUAAUCCUUUAUGACUUGUUAUUGAGUGUAGCAGGGUUGGCAUAUUUCUUAAUCAAUUAUUAAUCCUGAUUUAAUUCGGCGUGAGAAUGCAAUUAAUCAAGAAUCAUGAUUGGAUGGGUUAUACUGGUGCUGGAAAGUCAAGUGUUUUGAACAUGGGAAGUUUUGCAGCUUUGGCAUGCUACUGAUGUCCUUUGGGAAGACUUGCAUCUACCGUUGCCACUCUCGAUCCAGGUGCAGUGAAUGGCUAACUUGUAAGAGGUAUCCCUUGUAAUGAAAUAUUAUGCACAGUGGCAGCAAGAGCUGAAUCUAGGGUACCUUUUUCCAAACUGUAUCGAGACAGGGAUUUCAUGUUUUAUGCGCUGUACAACAAUUGAUUACUAUCAAUGCCUUCAUUGUUAAUCAAUGUCAUUAAACUGUUUUGACAAUUUAUCCUUUCAUUCUUUGCAGCAACUGUUUAUUAGAUGUAUGGUAUACUUCUAACGUAUAGUUCUUUUUAACAGUUUUCUGAGAUCCAAACUACCAUGUCAUUUUAAAACUUGAUGUGAUAUCCUGGCCGUAGAUAUUUUCCUGCAUGGGAAUCCAAACAAGAUUCUUUUGAUGACCUAGAUAGGUCACAUCAUACAUUUAUACCAAUCAGUGAUUUUCAGUCUCUGUAUAUACUAUAUUUGAAAGAUAGUGCAACUUUCUUUGUUAGAAUCAGUGCGCAGCUUUAUGCAUUGUAAUACAUGAAAUUGUACUCGUGCAAAAUCCUAAAUCUAUUGGAUGCAACUUUCCUGAAAUGAAGCAAUGGGAGUGGAACACAUACUGGAAAUCUUGUUUAGUACUAAAGUACCUGUUUCAAAAACAUGUCUAUAUUAGUAACACGUUCCAGGCUAAAUUUGAAUCAUAUUUUAAUGAGAUGGCUGAAAAGUGUGAUCAUUCAAUGACUGUUUAUGAAUAAGCCCCUUUUAUUGAGCUUUUCCCAAAAAUAGAAGUUUGCAAUGCAUACACCAGAUGUGUUUUCUAAACCAUGAUAAUUGUUUUGCUUGUAUAGAAUGUAGUUCAAUUACAUGUAUAUGUAUGUACAUAUUUGUGUGAAUAUUAUGUAGAUGUUAUCAUUGUAAAAUAAAAAGUUUAAAUCCUCAUACUUCAGAUAUUAAAUAGCAAAAUUCAGACCAAA
Messenger RNA from Strongylocentrotus purpuratus (purple sea urchin), 1896 nucleotides. RefSeq names its product intraflagellar transport protein 27 homolog. Bases 46 to 609 code for a protein of 187 amino acids. Gene Ontology annotation, molecular function: GTPase activity; GTP binding. NCBI's taxonomy places the organism in Eukaryota, Metazoa, Echinodermata, Echinoidea, Camarodonta, Strongylocentrotidae. The transcript is spliced from 7 exons. Gene Ontology annotation, cellular component: Golgi apparatus. The record is from RefSeq and is a predicted model, not a curated record.